This is a messenger RNA of Conger conger (European conger), 1002 nucleotides long. Its product is annotated as CCR4-NOT transcription complex subunit 4-like. The transcript is spliced from 8 exons. The coding region runs from base 1 to 1002 and encodes 333 amino acids. Gene Ontology annotation, biological process: protein ubiquitination. Gene Ontology annotation, molecular function: ubiquitin-protein transferase activity; RNA binding. Gene Ontology annotation, cellular component: CCR4-NOT complex. Lineage: Eukaryota; Metazoa; Chordata; Actinopteri; Anguilliformes; Congridae. The record is from RefSeq and is a predicted model, not a curated record.
AUGUCCCAGAGCCCCGAGCUGAUGGACAAAUCCAUGAAGUGCCCCCUGUGCAUGGAGCUACUGGGGAUGGACGAUGUCAACUUCUUCCCCUGCACCUGCGGCUAUCAGAUCUGCUGCUUCUGCUGGCACCGCAUCCGCACCGACGAGAACGGGCUCUGCCCCGCCUGCGAAACGACUUACCCAGAAGACCCGGCAGCGUACAAGCCAGUGUCCCCAGAGGAGCUGCAGUGGAUAAAGUAUGAGAAGAAGCAGAAACAGAUGGAGCGCAAGCAGCAGAUGAAGGAGUACAGGAAGCACCUGGGCAGCGUGCGUGUGGUGCAGAGGAACCUGGUAUUCGUAGUGGGGCUGUCCCACAGACUGGCCGAUCCAGCGGUGCUGAAGAGGCCAGAAUAUUUUGGGAAGUUUGGGAAAAUCCAGAAAGUGGUCGUCCAAAAGGGCACAUCCCAGGCUGGUCCACAGGGUUCCGGUGCCUGUGCCUACGUCACAUACAUUCGUUCUGAAGACGCACUCCAGGCGAUACAGUGCCUGAACAAUGUCGUAGUGGACGGGAGGUCACUUAAGACCUCCUUAGGAAUGACAAAGUACUGCAGCUACUUCCUGGAAAGCAUGCAGUGCCCCAAGCCAGACUGCAUGUACCAGCACAAGCUGGUCAACGAGGCGGCCAGCUUCACUAAGGAGGCGAUGCAGUCGUUAAAGCACCAGGAGUAUGAGCAGAAACUGCAGGAGCCGUUCAACAUGAACCACAGCUUAUUACAGUCAUCUGCCGCGGGGGAGACCAAGAGCAAAUCAGGCUCUUCACAAAGUUCCACCAACAACGGCAAGGAGGCGCUCAAGGGCUCGGGGAAAACGUCCAAUGGGCUCGGUCCGGAGCUCCGAAGCACUCCUCCGCCGGUUGGGCUCCCCGACCCGGACCACAUGACCCCCAACGGGCUGAACGAGCUUGGGCCCGGGGGCCCCCCCUCCCCCGUUCCCUCCAUCUGCUAUCCCGCCAGGCCGCAGUGA